Messenger RNA from Oncorhynchus kisutch (coho salmon), 1899 nucleotides. RefSeq lists its product as uncharacterized. The record is from RefSeq and is a predicted model, not a curated record. The coding region runs from base 980 to 1615 and encodes 211 amino acids. Lineage: Eukaryota; Metazoa; Chordata; Actinopteri; Salmoniformes; Salmonidae. The transcript is spliced from 2 exons.
UUGUAUACUACAGGGCUAAAGAAUCAUAUACUAUGGAAGGUCCUUGAGAGUAAAUGCCAGUGUAUUCUAUGGCUGCCAUGAGUACAUGCCUUUCUGUCUCCUCAGUCUGGAAGGGUGACUCGGCUGAUAGAGAAAAUAUGAUGAGGUGAACUCGUCCUCCUAUUCUGAGGACUUUUCCAUCUACUCCUUCACUGACUGUGAAUCUGAGGUAAAAGAGUUGUACCCUACCGUCCUUGUCUUUGUUGAGUGACAUCACUGUGAGGAGGAUGGUCUCUGACAAGUUGACUGAUACCCAGUGUGAUGAUGAGGAUCAUGUAAGGAGGACACCACCGCUGAAAGUUAAGGAUGAGGAGGAUAUAAAAGGUAACAAAGCUUGAAGUGAGUUAUAUGGUAGAAGACGACGAUCUGUCUCUCCACUCCUACGACGAGUCAGACUUCCUGGUUAGUUCUGCAUAUUGCAUGGGGGAUUGGAAAUGAUACAGACAAUUAUAUUGAUAGAUCUCAAAAUGUAUCUGCAAUAUUAAAGCAGAUCUCUCCCCCACACACACGUUUUUGAAUAACUCUUGCUGAAUGUGGAGAAUGGACUAUGACCAGCUAGCUCUCUGACACACAGCUUGAUGAUGGCAAUGACGCCUCUACUGAGGACAGUCCAGAGCCUCCAAAGGAACCACAAGGACCAGUGAAGGACCAUCGACUGGUAGGCAUCUUUUAAAUUUGUGUGUGUGUGUCACAUCUCAAUGGUUUGACCCUAUGUCUGUAGAGAUUAUUGUGGCCAAGGCCAACCUCCUCCUCCCUGCCUCUGUGAGUUCACUGAAUAAGGUGUCACACCAGCUUGAGGUGGUCCCCACUGUCCGGCCCUGCGGACAGCAGCUGGACAAGAAGACACAGUGGACCAACACCAACGAGGAGAGUCUGAGGAGGAUCAAAGAGAACCUGACCUCAAUAGAAUUCAACCUGGAGGAAGGUCUGAAGAUGCACAAUGAUGGUCAGGACAUCAAUCAAGAGGCCGAAGAAGAAUGAGGGAUGCUGUAGAGGAUGGAUUGCAAAGUGGAUGGGGAGGAGGAAGGAGAGACUGAGGGACAAAGACAUGGCUAGGGAGGUCAAGAGGAUGGGUGAGAAGAGCCCAGGGAAGGUCUCUGGUCCUGUGUCUGGCAAGACUGGCCUCUCUCCUCUUGAGACCUCAGCACCCCGGACCCUGGCUGAAGCCCUACGGGCCCUGCCCUCUGCUGUGGCCCCUCCCUCCCCAGAUAAUGUCCCAAGGCCUCUGACUCCUCUCAGCCCUGUAGUUAUCACUCCGUCCUCUACAGAGAACUUCCCAUACCGCCGCAGCCCUCGGCUGGCCCCCAUAACCAACCUGAGUGUAACCGCCCCCACAGGUGAGAGGAAAUACAAGAAGGGUAUAUUUCCCGGAAGUCCUAGGUAUAGUAGCUCAAGAGAAGAGAAAACCCAUAAGCUUACAUUACUUUAUCUCCUUGUCCAAAAUAUUCAGGAAGGGAAGGUCAAUAAGAAAAAGAAGUGCAAGGCCAAAAAAGUAGUUAAGCAAAAGAAGGCCGGUAAGAUGCAACAGAUGGAAAAUGUUGGAGGAAGUAAGGAGGAGGACAAGAAGAGGAAAUAGAGGGAGAAGUGGAACAUAACCAGGGAAUACUAGACUAGAAAAUUCUAGAAAUAGAAUGAGGUAGCAGAGAAAGAGCAGCUAUCUGAGGUGCCUUAAUACUAUUAUUAACUGGUUACCAAUGUAAUUAGAGCAGUAAAAAUAAUGUUUUGUCAUACCCGUAGUAUAUUGUUGUAAACACACACACAGAUUUUGAGUAUUGGUUACUCCUACAACACACACAAAUGUAAUUUCAGAGACAGGAACUAUGAUUAGCAAAUACUUAUAUUGGUCUCGUUCUUAUAUUU